Bipolaris zeicola 26-R-13 is the source of this 3423-nucleotide messenger RNA. RefSeq lists its product as uncharacterized. Gene Ontology annotation, cellular component: condensin complex; condensed chromosome. The coding region runs from base 1 to 3423 and encodes 1140 amino acids. Gene Ontology annotation, biological process: mitotic chromosome condensation. The record is from RefSeq and is a predicted model, not a curated record. The transcript is spliced from 3 exons. NCBI's taxonomy places the organism in Eukaryota, Fungi, Ascomycota, Dothideomycetes, Pleosporales, Pleosporaceae.
AUGCCCGGACGUCCUUCAACCCGCGCGCCGCGUGGGUCGACCACAGCCACAGCCCGCAAAGCCAGUGGCGGUACAACAAGGGCAACACGCGGAUCCUCUGCAAGACAAUCCGCAAAUGCAAUUGAUAUCCCCGAUGAGGGCCCCGUCACAACCCUCCGCACACAGAUCGCCCAAGUCUUCAGCGACGCACAAAAGACGACGGCCACACAAAGGAAGCUGGUGGUCAACUUGAGGAAGAUCCAGGAAGCAUGCUGUUUCGAGCCACCAGACACAGGCAAGAAGGGCGGAAAGAAGGGCCAGGAGGAACAAGAAGAUUUUGACGAGGAGGAGUUCAAUGCCGAGAUUGUGAGGUGUCUGCUUAGAAUCAUGUCCGUUAAGAAGAGUGAGCCGGUAGGCGACAGAGUGAUUCGCUUCUUGGGCAUCUUCUUGAAGCAUGCGUCAGACAAAGAUCAACAGAUAUUUGCCGCAGAGUCCGAGGAAGAUGCGACUGCCUUUCACGAAACGCCUACCAGCAGGCUUACAUCCAGCAUCCUCACUACAAUCCUGGGACUUCUCACAGCCAAGGACAAGACGGUCCGGUUCCGAGCCACACAGACAGUUGCGCAUAUUGUGAACAGCCUCACUACUAUCGAUGACGAUAUUUUCAACAUGAUAAGAUUGGGUUUCUUGAAGCGUCUUCGAGAUAAAGAACCAUCGGUGCGCGUUCAGGCUAUUCUCGGACUGGGCCGUCUUGCCGGGAAUGAUGACGAGGAGCAAGAUGAGGAAGACAGUGACGACGAAGCAGGUGGCAUUCUAGACAAGCUUCUGGAUAUCAUGAUCAACGAUCCGAGUGCCGAAGUGCGACGAGCUGUAUUGUUGAACCUGCCACUCUGGCCGUCCACCCUGCGAUAUAUCCUCGAGCGGGCUCGUGAUAUGGAUGCGACUACUCGAAGGCUAGUCUAUGGCAAGAUUCUACCGGCUUUGGGCGAUUUCCGACACAUGUCGCUUGUGGAGCGAGAGAAGCUCAUCCGAUGGGGUCUUCGCGACCGAGACGACAUUGUCCGUAAGGCUGCAGCAACCCUGUUCCGCGAGCGCUGGCUCGAAGAUUGCGCUUCAUCCCGCGACACCCGGACUGAAGAGGAGAAGAAGCCUGGUGAUGUUGCACCUCCUAGUCUGGAGGCGCUAUGCGAGCUAUUGGAACGCAUUGAUGUUACACGGUCCGGUGAGGAGGACGGUAUGGCUCAUGAAGCCAUGCGCCAGUUCUGGGAUGGCCGACCGGAUUACCGUAGAGAUAUCACAUUUGAUCAUGAGUUCUGGAACAACCUAGAUGCGCAGACGGCUUUCAUUGCUCGUACGCUCAACGACUACAGCCAGAGCACCGACGAUGACAGAAUCCAGAGCAUGAUUGAGGACAAGAUGCCCGAAGUCACUAUGUUUGCUUUUGUUCUGCAGCGGGAGCUCAAUUCGCUUAUGGAGCUAGUCGACAAAGUCGCAAUGAUGGAAGAGACUGAUCCAGAGAUUGAGGAGGCCCAGGAAGAUGUUGAGGAACAGGAUUUCGUUGUCCAGCAGCUCCUUCACAUUGCUCAUACUCUCGACUACACGGAUGAGAUGGGACGAAGGCAGAUGUACAACAUUAUGCGCGAAGCAAUUUCCAAGGCUCAACUGCCCGAAGAGUGCACAAAGCUCUCCAUCGAAGUUCUACGCAAGGUUUGCGGUAGUCGAGGCGAGUCAGACUUCUGUGCUCUCAUUGUCGAGGCCAUUGCCGACGUUCGAGAUUCUCUCUUGGAUGCCGAUGAUGCCACCGUCACUGGCGGAGAUGCUGAAGAAAGCUUCCACUCUGCACAAUCAGACGUGGACAUGGAUGCUCCAUUAAUCAAGGCCAAGACUGCCAAAGCCACAGAAAACCUCACUGAAGAAGAGAAAGAAGAGCGACAGAUCCGAGAGGUCAUGGUAUACUCUAAGUGUUUACAUAUCGCGCAAUGCACACUUCAAAAUGUGGAGGGCGAUUUGGAGUCGGAUACGUCGCUCACAAAUAUCCUCAAUACUCUUAUUAUCCCGGCCGUACAAGCUCACCAGGCGAUGAUCCGAGAGCGAGGUGUCAUCUGUUUGGGUCUAGCUGCCCUUCUCAGUAAAGAUCUUGCAGGUAACAACCUCGAUCUCUUUUUCCACUGCUUCGCAAAGGGCCAUGAUGCUCUGAAGGAGAUUGUCAUUCAAGUCCUCACAGACGUGAUCAUCACUCACCCACAGCUUCUUACACCCACUAUCCCGGACCCAGACGCCGAGACUGAGGAUGCAGAGCCCAUUACCAACCCACGCAUCCGCCCUAUCACUAAGAUCCUUCUCAAGGCCUUCACCUCCGACAAUAAGCGCAUUAGUCUCAUCUCAUGCACCGCUGCCUCGAAGCUAUUGCUCCUUGGUAUCCUACCACCUCAGCCUACAGCCGAAAUCCUCAAGGCCUUCACAUUGACCUACUUCGAUCCCGAGACAGCAACGAACCCGGCACUACGACAAGCACUCAGCUACUUCCUCCCCGUCUUCUGCCACAGUAAGCUAAAGAACGCUAAGCUCAUGGGCGAAAUCGCCGUCCCCAUCAUCUCCAAGCUCCUCAUCAUGCGCGAUGAGAAUGUCGAAGAGGACGACAUAGACGAGAUGGUCGGCUGGCCCGUCAUCACUGCCCACCUUUCCGAAUGGACCGACGGCCGCAAGGUAGUUGGCGCAACCGAACUCGGUCUGGAUGGCAAGACAAGCACAACAGCCGAAGCCGAGGAACCUCACGUCCAACUCGCCAUUGAUAUUCUCGAGCGCGCACUCACAAGCACGUGUUCGAAAGACGAGCGUAAACCUCUACUCUCGCUGCUAAGCAAACUCUUCAUCGCUCCAUCGGGCCCGAGCUACAAGAGCAACACCGAGCAAAAUGGUGAAGAUGAAGAAGAAGAAGAGCCCCUACAUACCCUUCACAGCCUUGUUUCCGAAGCCGUCGAAGCCAAGAUCGGGACGGACGCCACGCAACGUAAUGCACUGGCGAAAAUGGAAGCUACUCUAACAAAGCGAUUGGGCGAAGUGGGUAACGCGACACAAGCUCCCGACGAAGACGCAGAUGACCAGACGGCUGCUCCCAACACUACUGUUGCGCCGGAUGAGACGGAGACAACCGAGGCAUCUGAGACCCGGAUACCAUCUAAGAAACCCGUCAAGGUUAAAGAAGAAGACGAUGAGGAAGACGAUGAGGAUGAAGAUACGAUGUUAGCUGGUAUGCAAGGGGAGGGUACACGCAUGCCUCUUGAAGCUGAUGACGAUGACGAUGAUGAGGAUGAAGAGGAAGAGCAGUCAGUGGCUGAACAUAGCACGUUGAUUGUGGGCAGGGAUGAUAGGAGGAGGACAAUGGUUACUGAGGAGGAUAUUAUGGAGAGUUUGUUGCAGAGUGAGAUGGAGGAUUCUGCUUAG